Cylindrotheca closterium is the source of this 2013-nucleotide messenger RNA. The record is from the annotation of a GenBank genome assembly. NCBI's taxonomy places the organism in Eukaryota, Bacillariophyta, Bacillariophyceae, Bacillariales, Bacillariaceae.
AUGCAUGUUCCACUCUCUACUUUGAUAUUGGUAGCACUUGUUGGGCAUCAGGCAGAUGCUAGACUCUCAGGAAACCGGCAACUCAUAGGUGGUUUAGAGGGUUUGAAUACGAGUCCCCCAACAUCAGCGUACGAGAUGCUCAAUGGACAAAACAAUAUUGACGAUCCAGAUGCUGAUGUUUUGCUAGGUGCAGGUGGCCAUGGCGAACAGAUCACGAAUCCAUAUCAGUUUGAUGAAGAUGGAAAAGCUAUUUAUGAAGAUUCGCCUCCAGGAGAAGAAGCAGAGGAAGAUAAUCUUGAUGGAAUUGCCUAUGAACAAGAAGGCGAUGGUCCAGAGGACGACCCAUUGCUUGGAGGCGGAGGUCAUGGUCAACAGAUCACGAAUCCAUAUCAGUUUGAUGAAGAUGGAAAAGCUAUUUAUGAAGAUUCGCCUCCAGGAGAAGAAGCAGAGGAAGAUAAUCUUGAUGGAAUUGCCUAUGAACAAGAAGGCGAUGGUCCAGAGGACGACCCAUUGCUUGGAGGCGGAGGUCAUGGUCAACAGAUCACGAAUCCAUAUCAGUUUGAUGAAGAUGGAAAAGCUAUUUAUGAAGAUUCGCCUCCAGGAGAAGAAGCAGAGGAAGAUAAUCUUGAUGGAAUUGCCUAUGAACAAGAAGGCGAUGGUCCAGAGAACGACCCAUUGCUUGGGGGCGGAGGUCAUGGUCAACAAAUCACUGAUCCCAAUCAUUUUGAUGAAGAUGGAAAUGCGAUUUAUGGCGACUCUGGAACAAACGGUACAGAUGACAGUCCCUUGCUUGGAGGCGGAGGUCAUGGUCAACAAAUCACCGAUUCCAAUCAUUUUGAUGAAGAUGGAAAUGCGAUUUAUAGCGACUCUGGAACAAACGGUACAGAUGACAGUCCCUUGCUUGGAGGCGGAGGUCAUGGUCAACAAAUCACCGAUCCCAAUCAGUUUGAUGAAGAUGGAAACGCCAUUUAUAAUAGCAAUCCUAUGAAUGCUGGUGGAACCAAUGGAACAGACGAGUUUGGAGAUGGUAAACAAUUUGAUGGUUUCAACAUGACUAUAGAUGACGAGAUGAAUAUGGACGACAUGGACAUGGAUAAUACGGGCAUGGAUAUUGACAUGGACAUGAUGAAUGGGCUCAAUGAUACUGAUUCUGGGAAUCAGAAUAGCACCGGGCUUGAUGGAGCUUUGAAUGGCAACAACGACAAUGAUAGUCCUUCUGAUGACACCGACGGAGAGACCGAUCUAGUUGGAGCAGAUGAGAGCAUCAACGGGGAUCAAGAUGACGAUGGAAACUUUCCAUGGGAUCGUGACGGAUCAACUGCCCCAUCGCCAGCGUUCAGUGGUGGUGCAGGUGGUGGAGGUCUUCCUUCGUACUUCAGCCCAUCCCAAACACCGAUUGGUGAAAACAACUUUGGAAGACCAACUUAUGGUCAACCGACAUAUGAUCAAAACUCAUAUGCUCCAUUGCCAACACUCACUCCUUCCAAGGAAUUUGGAUCAACUACUACCUAUGCACCAACCUCUUUGCAGAACGUUCCAACUUGGAAUUACCCUGAACCGAGCUCGAAACCAGUUGCCUACAUUCCCCCGGAAGAAAGGGACGAUGACUAUACCGACGGAGAGGACGACACGCAAGGAGAAAAGGAUGACAUGCAAGGUGGAAGUUCGAUUGAUGGUACUGGUUCAAUUGGGGACUAUAUCUAUUUUGAUCAUGGAGAGCCAAUCGAGGAAAUGGAACACGAUAGAAAUGUUGUCAUUGCAUUGGGAAUCUGCGGAGGAAUCGGUCUAUGCCUUGCGAUAAUAACGGCCCAGCAAAUGUUGGAGAAUCCCCAUGGCUGCUGUGCCGGUAUGUGUCGAAUCCUAGUUUCAGCAACUUGUGGAGUUACUCGUUGUAUUUGUUGGCCAUGUCGAAAGAUCUGUGGCUGCACAGGAAGACAAGAGAGAUACUCAAAUGAGUUGAUCUCUGGUGGCGGCUAUAACGAAGAAUACAUCUCAGACCUAGAGUUGACGUAG